Messenger RNA from Trichomonas vaginalis G3, 345 nucleotides. RefSeq lists its product as uncharacterized. The coding region runs from base 1 to 345 and encodes 114 amino acids. NCBI's taxonomy places the organism in Eukaryota, Parabasalia, Trichomonadida, Trichomonadidae. The transcript has a single exon. The record is from RefSeq and is a predicted model, not a curated record.
AUGUCACUUUUUCCACUAAUGGAGAAGAGAAAGAUCAAGAAGAUAGUAGUUGAUGAAGGAACUGAAUUCGAGAAGAUAUUCAACUUUGACGGUAAUGGUUGGUUCACAACUAUUACUGAUAAAGAUGGAGAACAUUUCAGACCCAGAAAGGCACCAAGAAAACUUCAAGAUCUGAUUGAACCAAUCAAUCCAAACAAACCAAUCAAACAAAACAAACCAAAGCAAACAUCGGAAACAUAUCCUAUACCAGAAGUCCAUGAACCAGAGAGACUUUUGAUACCAAGACCUGUGGAUGACAAAUAUGAUCCAGAUGAGUUCUUCCCAAAAAUACCUAAGUUAGAAUAA